Molecule: messenger RNA, 1791 nt
Organism: Cajanus cajan (pigeon pea)
Lineage: Eukaryota; Viridiplantae; Streptophyta; Magnoliopsida; Fabales; Fabaceae
Product: alpha/beta-Hydrolases superfamily protein
Source: RefSeq, a predicted model, not a curated record
ACGUGGAGGGUUUAAACCUAAUUGGAUACCCAAUUCACAAAAGGGAAGCUUCGGGGUUUACUGUUGCAUCCCAAUCGGGCUGUCAAAACGACGUGACGUUGACAGCCCGGUUCUCUGGAGAUAGAAACAACAUAUUCAUUCAAUCACAUUCCCAGUUUUCAGAUUACAAGGGUUGCUGCUUAUAGGUGUUAUGGUGUUGUUAUUGGUUUGAAAGAGCUUCUGCAAUGGGUUCGUUUUCCGGAGCCAUUCAGCGACCACUUGUGGCCGCCACCGCCGUCGCCCUCGCUUCUUUCUCCGCCGAUAUCUCCGAUAAAUUGCCAUUCCGUGGAUCCUCGCGUGAUUGUGAUUGUUCUACCUCCAAUUUGGUAAAUUCUUCGCCUUCUAACAUAAUACAAGGAUCAGAUUCGCCGUGGGUUUCUCAUAUUUCGGACUCAAAACUUGCUGACCUAUCUUUUGUGACCCGAAUUCCGGUGCCUGUGCCUAAUGUUCAAUUCCGGGUGCCAAGUUUAGGGCACAAUUGUGGUUCAAAUUUGUACCAUUCUUCGGUUGCUUCGUCACCGCUUCUUCGGAAUUUGUUUCACUCUGCUGACUUGCCUAGGGUUCCAGGGCCUGCUGCAUGUUUCGAUGGUGUCUCCAAUUCAAGUUCUGAGGUCAUGUAUAAAUGGCAUUUGCCGGAGGCAAAUGCUUUAGGUGAUUCAAAUUGUUCAUUGACAAAGUCAAGGACAGUGGUGGUUUUGCUUGGAUGGUUGGGAGCAAGGCAGAAACACUUGAAGAAGUAUGCGGAAUGGUACACUUCAAGGGGGUUUCAUGUCAUUACUUUUACAUUUCCAAUGGGUGAGGUCCUGAGUUAUAAGCCUGGAGGUAAAGCUGAGCAAAAUGUUCAUUUGCUUGUGGAUCACUUGGCUGAUUGGUUAGAUGGGGAGAGUGAAAAAAAUCUUGUCUUUCAUACUUUCAGCAACACUGGAUGGUUAACAUAUGGUGUUAUUCUUGAGCAUUUUCAGAAGCAGGAUCCAUCCGUCAUGGAAAGGAUCAGGGGAUGCAUUGUAGAUUCUGCACCUGUUGCAUACCCUGACGCUAAGGUCUGGGCCUCAGGUUUCUCUGCAGCGUUUCUCAAAAAGAAUAGUGUGGCUACAAAAGGACGUGUAUUUUCCAAUGAAUCUGGCAUUAAAGUAUCAAUUGGCAGCGAAGAUGAUUUAGGACUCAAACCUGCAGCAACAGAAGCAGCUUUGCUAUUAAUACUAAAGAAAUUUUUUGAGGUCAUUCUGUAUCUUCCUUCAGUGAAUAGGAGGCUCUCUGAUGUUAUGAGCAGAUUAUCGACAAAGCAACCAAGCUGUCCGCAGUUAUACAUGUAUAGCACUGCUGACAGGGUUAUUCCUGCUGAUUCAGUGGCUGAUUCAGUGGAAUCCUUUGUAGAGGCACAGCGUAGGGCUGGACAUGAUGUGAGGGCUUGCAAUUUUGUCUCCUCACCCCAUGUUGACCACUUUAGGAAUGACCCUAAAUUGUAUACAUCUCAGCUCAAUCAGUUUUUAGAGGAAUGUGUUCUUGACCGUUGUAAAUCUUUCUAAUUCGUUGCAUUCCUUGUCUUAUACAACAUAUAGUUCAUUCAUUUUUAUUUUUAUUUUUAUUUUUUUAUUUUUGAAAGCAGUCAUUCAAUUAAUUGAUGGCGGGUUAGUUCUGUAUCCAAAGUCAACCACAUCAAGGGGAUUACAUAAUUGUUCCGUCACAGCUUAUAAUUGAUUGUACAUUGAUAUAUUGAUAGUGCAAAUGAAGACAUUGCAACUUUCUCUUCAA